Molecule: messenger RNA, 909 nt
Organism: Phalaenopsis equestris
Lineage: Eukaryota; Viridiplantae; Streptophyta; Magnoliopsida; Asparagales; Orchidaceae
Product: stem-specific protein TSJT1
Exons: 4
Coding region: 23-799 (258 amino acids)
Source: RefSeq, a predicted model, not a curated record
ACCUGAGAUAAAGGGGCACAAAAUGCUUGCGAUUUUCCACAAAACCCUCGCCCAACCACCUGUAGAGCUCAACAGCCCCUCCUCACAUGGCGGCAUCAAGAAAUCAGCGAAGGAACCGCAGGAAAUCCUUCGCGACUUCAAUUUUUCCCACCCCAACUCCUUUUUCUCCACCAGCUUCAGCGGCGGGGCCUUCCUCGCCUCUACCGGGGCUGAUCCCGGUCGGCCACCCUUCAAUCAAAGGUUGUUCUGCAGCUUAGAUGAUUUAUACUGCAUUUUCGUGGGGAGAUUGAACAAUCUGAGCUCCCUGAUAAGACAAUACGGCCUCAGCGGGAAAUCCUCCGAUGAGGCCGUUCUCGCAAUCGAAGCCUACCGGACUCUCCGCGACCGCGGACCUUACCCGGCCGAUCAAGUCGUGAAAGAUCUGAUCGGUUCCUUCGCCUUCGUUAUCUUCGAUAACAGAGCUGGAUCCGUCUUUGCAGCUCUAAGCGAGGAUGGGGAAAUACCUCUGUAUUGGGGCAUAGCGGCGGAAGGAUCGGUGGUCAUCUCCGACGAUGUGGAGGCGGUUAAGAGCGGCUGCGGAAAGUCCUUCGCUCCAUUUCCUCCAGGGUGUAUGUUUCAUAGCAAGGGCGGGUUGAAGAGCUUCGAGCGGCCGAUGAACAAGAUGAAGGCGAUGCCUAGGGUUGACAGCGAAGGGGCGUUGUGCGGAGCCUUUUUCAAGGUUGAUUCCUGCGCUAAAAUCAGUUCCAUGCCUAGGGUUGGAAGUGCAGCUAAUUGGAGUUUUGGGGAAGAGAAGCUUUGAUCUCUUCCCUGUUCGGAUCUAUUGUCAUGUUAUUUUGAUGUAAAUUACUCUUAUUGUUACUUUCAACGAAUCAGAAUAUAUUUCUGAAAUGUAAUUAUUUGCUGAUCAAA